GUCUUCGCGGGGGGCGGGGCGGGGCGUCCCCAACGGCUCCCGCGGCGGUUUGACCUCGGGCCAUCUGGGGUUCGCUAGUUUCCUGCGUGGUGUGUCUGGCGUUCCACGCUUGGGGUCCGGCAGAGGGUCCGAAGUUUCCGAACGCAGCGGAGAGCGCGGCGUGCGCCGUCGUCGGGAACUAGAGAUGUUGCAAAGAAAGCAGAAUGGGGACCUUAACCAUUGACUUGUGUUUGGGAGAGUCUUCUUAUUUAAGCAGAAGCAAAUUUGUGGAAACAAAAGAGGAAAGAGGAUAGAAACAUUUUCUCUACUAAGAUUCCAUAGCGUCUCAUUUAAUUUCCUGCCAGUUUCUUCCAAUAAGGGGACACGGGUUCAAGCCCUGGUCCGGGAAGAUCCCACAUGCCACGGAGCAGCUAAGCCCGUGUGCCACAGCUACUGAGCCUGUGUGCCACAACUACUGAGCCCGUGAGCCACAACUACUGAGCCCAUGUGCCACAACUACUAAAGCCCGUGCGCCUAGAGCCCAUGCUCUGCAACAAGAGAAGCCACUGCAAUGAGAAGCCUGUGCACCGCAAUGAAGGGUAGCCCCCGCUUGCAACUAGAGAAAGCCCAUGCAGCAACAAAGACCCAAUGCAGCCAAAAAAAAAAAAAAUAGAAAAAAAAAGAAAAUAUGAAUGACUGUAAUGAUACCAGUUUUGUCAGAUGUUCACAGCUGUAACAUGAUUAUGAAAUGGAGUCUAGUUCCUCAGACUACUAUAAUAAAGACAAUGAAGAAGAAAGUUUGCUGGCAAAUGUUGCUUCCUUAAGACGUGAACUGAAGAUAACAGAAUGGAGUUUGCGGAGUUUAGGGGAAGAGUUAUCUAGUGUUAGCCCACGUGAAAAUUCUGGUUAUGCCUCUAAUCUCUCAAGGUCUGAAAGGCUCAUUCUGGAAGAUCUUUCUCAGCCUAGCCAGCUUGGACUUUUGAAUUACUCACCUUAUAAAAAAGUUUGUAAAAUGCCCAAUAGUGGUACUGAUUUUCAAAAAAAGCCAAGAGAUAAGAUGUCUUUUUCAUCUUCUACCCCUGUGGAUCAGGAAAUCAAAAGUCUUCAAGAGAAACUUAAUAAUCUUAGGCAACAGAAUGCUUGUUUGGUCUCACAGAAUCAUUCUUUAAUGACUAAAAUAGAGUCUGUCCACUUUGAAUUGACACAGUCAAGAGCAAAAGUUUCUAUGCUUGAAUCUGCUCAACAACAGGCAGCCAUUGUACCAAUCUUAGAAGAACAGAUUAUAAAUUUGGAAGCAGAAGUUUCAGCCCAAGAUAAAGUUUUGAGAGAGGCAGAAGAUAAAUUACAGCAGAGUCAGAAAAUGGUGACUGAAAAGGAACAGAGUUUGCAGAAGUCCCAAGAGGAAUGUAUAAAGCUGAAGGUAGACUUAUUUGAACAAAGUAAACAAGGAAAGAGAGCUGAACAACAAAGGAAUGAAGCACUAUAUAAUGCUGAAGAGCUAAGUAAAGCUUUCCAACAUUAUGAAGAAAAGAUGGCUGAAAAACUGGAAAAGGUUCAAGCUGAAGAAGCAAUAUUAGAGAAAAAUCUGAUUAACUGUGAAAAAGAAAAUAAAAGGCUACAGGAAGAGUGUGGUCUAUAUAAAAGUGAACUUGAAAUUCUGAAGGAGAAAUUAAGGCAGUUAAAAGAAGAAAAUAAUAAUGGAAAAGAAAAAUUAAGGAUCAUGGCAGUGAAAAAUUCAGAAGUCAUGGCACAACUAACUGAAUCUAGACAAAGUAUUCUUAAGCUAGAGAGUGAGUUAGAGGAUAAAGACGAAAUACUUACAGAAAAAUUUUCUCUGAUGAAUGAAAACCGAGAAUUAAAAGUUCGUAUUGCAACACAGAAUGAGAGACUGGAUUUGUGUCAGCAAGAAAUAGAAAGUUCAAGGGUGGAACUGAGAAGUUUGGAAAAAAUUAUGUCCCAGUUGCCAUUAAAAAGAGAAAUGUUUGGUUUUAAAUCAUCUCUGUCUAAGCACCAGAUGAGUAUUUUGUCAAACAAGGAAGACAGUUACAUUGGCUGCUGUGAGACAAAUAAAAUGGUGAUUUCGGAAUUGAGGAUUAAGCUUGCAAUGAAAGAGGCAGAAAUUCAAAAGCUUCAGGCAAACCUGACUGCUAAUCAAUUAUCUCACAAUCUUAUUGCUUCUAAUGACAACCAAGAAAGUGGCAAAUUAAAUAGUUUAGAAACAGAACCUGUAAAACUAGGAGGUAAUCAAGUAGAAAGUAUAAAAGAUCAAAAUCAACAUACUGUGAACAAGCAAUAUGAAAGAGAAAGGCAAAGACUUGCUUCUGGAAUAGAAGAAUUACGUGAUAAGUUGAUGCAGAUAGAAGCUGAGAAUUCUGAUUUGAAGGUUAACAUGGCCCACAGAACUAGUCAGUUUCAGCUGAUUCAAGAGGAGCUGCUAGAGAAAGCUUCAAACUCUAGCAAACUUGAAAGUGAAAUGACAAAGAAAUGUUCUCAACUUUUAACUCUAGAGAAACAGCUAGAAGAAAAAAUUGUUGCUUAUUCCUCUAUUGCUGCAAAAAAUGCGGAACUAGAACAGGAACUUAUGGAAAAGAAUGAAAAGGUUAGAAGUCUAGAAACCAAUAUCAAUACAGAGCAUGAGAAAAUUUGUUUAGCUUUUGAAAAGGCAAAGAAAAUUCAUCUUGACCAGCAUAAAGAAAUGGAAAAGCAAAUUGAAAGACUUGAAUCUCAACUAGAGAAAAAAGAACAACAAUUUAAAGAACAAGAAAAGACAAUAUCCGUGUUGCAGCAAGAUAUAAUAUGUAAACAACAUCACCUUGAAUCACUAGACAGACUCUUGACGGAAAGCAAAGGGGAAAUGGAAAAGGAAAAUAUGAAGAAAGAUGAAGCUUUGAAAACAUUACAGAACCAGGUAUCUGAAGAAACAAUCAAGGUCAGACAACUAGAUUCAGCAUUGGAAAUUUGUAAGGAAGAACUUGCUUUGCAUUUGAACCAAUUGGAAGGAAAUAAAGAAAAGUUUGAAAAACAGCUAAAGAAGAAAUCUGAAGAAGUAUAUUGUUUACAGAAAGAGCUGAAGAUUAAAAAUCACAGUCUUCAAGAGACUACUGAGCAAAAUGUUAUUCUGCAGCAUACUCUUCAACAACAGCAGCAAAUGUUACAACAAGAGACAUUUAGAAAUGGAGAGCUAGAAGACAUUCAAACUAAACUUGAAAAACAGGUAUCAAAACUUGAACAAGAGCUUCAGAAACAAAGGGAAAGUUCAGCUGAAAAGUUGAGAAAAAUGGAGGAAAAAUGUGAAGCAGCCACAUAUGAAGCAGAUUUAAAAAGGCAAAAAAUUAUUGAACUUACUGGUACUGCCAGGCAAGUAAAACUUGAGAUGGAUCACUACAAAGAAGAACUGUAUAAAAUGGAAAAAGAAAUAAAGCACCUAAAACGAGAUGGAGAAAAUAAAGCAAUGCAUCUCUCUCAGUUAGACAUGAUAUUAGAACAGACAAAGACAGAACUAGAUAAGAAAACAAACGCUGUGAAGGAGUUAGAAAAGUUACAGCACCACACUGAAACUGAACUAACAGAAGCCUUGCAGAAACGGGAAGUACUAGAGACUGAACUACAAAAUGCUCAUGGAGAAUUAAAGAGUACUUUAAGACAACUCCAGGAAUUGAGAGAUGUUCUACAGAAGGCUCAGUUAUCAUUAGAGGAAAAAUACACUACUAUAACAGAUCUCACAGCUGAACUUAGGGAAUGCAAGAUGGAGAUUGAAGACAAAAAGCAAGAACUCCUUGAAAUGGAUCAGGCACUUAAGGAGAGAAAUUGGGAGCUAAAGCAAAGAGCAGCUCAAGUUACACAUUUGGAUAUGACUAUUCGUGAGUACAGGGGAGAAAUGGAACAGAAAAUAAUUAAAUUAGAGGGUACUCUGGAGAAAUCAGAAUUGGAACUUAAAGAAAGCAACAAACAGAUAGAAGGUUUGAAUGAAAAAUUGCAAAAUGCCAAAGAACAACUUCGAGAAAAAGAGUUUAUAACACUACAAAAUGAACAGGAGAUAAGUCAACUGAAAAAAGAAACUGAACGGACACAAGAAAAGAUGAAAGAAAUGGAAAUUGUUAUGAAAGAGCAGGAACAGUACAUUGCAACUCAGUACAAGGAGGCCAUAGAUUUGGAGCAAGAAUUGAGGCUAUCUCGGGAGCAUUUGCAGAACUCUCAUACAGAAUUGGUGGAGGCUCAUCGUCAACAAGUGCAAGCACAGAGAGAAGUAGAAAGGCUGUCAAGUGACCUGGAGGAAAUAAAGCAACUCUCUAAAGAGAAAGAAGCUCAUGGAAAACAUUUAGCUGAAGAGUUGGGGGCUUCUCAAGUACGUGAAGCUCAGUUAGAAGUAAGAAUGCAAGCAGAAAUCAAGAAAUUGUCAGCAGAAGUAGAAUCUGUCAAAGAAGCUUAUCAUCUAGAGAUGAUUUCACAUCAGGAGAAGCAUGCAAAGUGGAAGAUUACUGCUGAUUCUCAAAAGACUUCUGUUCAGCAACUAAAUGAACAGUUAGAGAAAACAAAACUAGAAUUAAAAGAAGCUCAGGACACUAUAAGCAAUUUGCAUCAGCAAGUCCAAGACAGGAAUAAAGUAAUUGAAGCUAUAAACGAAGCAUUACUUAUUAAAGAAUCAGAAUUAACCAGAUUGCAAGCCAAAAUUUCUGGACAUGAAAGGGCAGAAGACAUCAAGUUUCUACCAGCCCCAUUUACAUCUCCAGUAGAAAUUGAGCCUGAUAUUCAAGAUUCAAAAUUUGCUAAGCAUUCUCACACAGCUUUCUUCAAGUGUAGAAAACUACGUCGCUCUAUUAGUGCCAGUGACCUUAGUUUCAGAACUCGUAGUGAUGAAGAUCUUUCUGAAGAAUUACUGCAGGACUUAAAAAAAAUGCAAUUGAAACAACCUUCAACAUUAGAAGAAAGCCAGAAGGAUCUGACUUAUACCCAGUCAGACUCAUUUAAACCUCUCCCAUAUGACCUAGAAGAUGAUAGUUCUGAGAAUAAUGACUUCAGUACACUUAGUGGAAUGCUAAAAUAUAUAAACAAAGAAGUGAGACUAUUAAAAAAGUCUUCUAUGCAAACAGGUGCUGGUUCAACUCAGGUAUGUAUUUCAUACAUUAGAAGUUACAAUAAUUUGUCUCCAAUUAGUAUCAUUUUAUUUUCUGUAAGAAAGAAACCCAUACGUUUAAAUGAAGCACUCAUGCCAUUAGGUGAUGUACACAAAUAUUGAAAGUAUGAAAAACUUCAUUGUGAGUUUAGAAUGCUUUUACCCUAGAUAAAUAGAGUUGAAAAUUAAGCUUUGAAAAUUACCUUUUGUUAAAGUAGCCUAUAUAUUUGAUUAAAUAUAAUCCCUAUAUUUGACUGAAGACUAAUUCUACCUCAUACUGGGAAAGUAUUUUGAACUCCAGAGUAUUAGAGAAUGUUUUUUGGAGUUCCAAAAUUAGUUGUGUUCCUAGACUUCCUGGAAACCAUUCUAGUAAAGAUUAUUAAGGUAGUCUUUGUUUUGGUCAUAGAAUUUCCAUAGUGGCUCAGAACAUCUCAUUCACAUGAUUUUUCUGCUCUCAUUAUUCCUGAGCAUAUCAUACUGAAGAGGCAACUUUGUCCCUGCUACACAUACCUUACAGACACUCGACAUUGUUUAUAAGCAGUUAAUCUAUAGUUUGCACAGAGAAAUAAAGAAUCUCUUCCAGGUAAUUUCAGCUUUUUUCAAAUGCCCAUUUGCCUCAUUUCAAACAUAUCAAAAUAGGUUUGGUGGCCUAAAAAGUUUAAAAAGUGUUUUUAGAAUGGAUCCAAGACAAAGACUGUUGGAGCUUCUAUUCAUUUCUCCACGUCCUUCCUUACAUUAAAAAGAGCUUAAUCUGGGGAGUUCCCUGAUAGCCUAGUGGUUAGGAUUGCAGACUUUCACUGCCCUGGCUCAGGUUCAGUCCCUGGUGGGGAACUGAGAUUCUGCAAGUCACAUGGCACAGCCAAAAAAAAGAAAAAGCUUAAUUUAUUAUUUAUAAGCAGAAGACUAGAAAUAAUAAUGGUAUUGGUAAAAACAAAAUUUACACAUUAUGAAAUUUCAAGUGUAUAGCAAACAAGAUGAUAAAAUAAACAAGGCAAACUUCUAUAAAGCCUGAUAAAAUUAAUUUUCAUCUAGCCUUUAAAACUACAGUUGUGUUUAUUGUAUAUCAUUUAUUUAGCCAUUUAAUUCAUUUAGGAUUUAUUGAGCAUCUACUAUGUACCAGGCACUGGGAUUAUAGAAAUAAACAAAACAAAAAUGAUCAAGACCCUGUCCAAACAGAGCUUACAUUUUAGUGGGGAGAUCAUCAAUAAACAAGUAAAUAAACAUAUGCUCUAAUGCCAGGUGGAAAUAAGUGUCAUGAAGAAAAGCUGGUAAGAGGAUAUGAUGUGACUCAGGUAUACUGUUUUAGAUCUGGUGAUCAGGGAAGGUCUCAUGAGAAGAUGACGUUUGAUCAGAGUCCUGUAGGAAGUACGGAAUUAAACUACUUCAGUAUCUGAAGGAAGAGCAUUGGAGGAAUGGAAACAAGUGUUAUCGUCCUGAGGUGGUAGCAUGCCUGGUAUGUUCAAAAAACUGCUAGGAGGUGUAUGGAUGAUUUGGUGUAAAUAAGAGGGAGGAGAUGUGAUAAGAGAUAAUGCCAAGGGUGGGGUAGUGGAGGUGGGGGUGCCAUAGUGAUCUUGUAGCUCCUUUUGAAGUGUGAUGGGAAGACAUCAGAGGGUUAUGCUUAAGAAAGUGACAUGAUCUGAUUUAUGUUUUUAAAGGAUCACUCUGAUUGCUUUAUGAAGAAUGGAUGAUAAAGGGACAAGAACAGAGAACAUAUAGGAGGCUACUUGUAAAAAUCCAGGCAGGAUAUGAUUUUGGAUAGGCAGGAGGAUAGAUGUGAAGGUGUUGAGAAUGGUUCAAUUUCUGGAUAUAUUUUGCAGGUAGAGCAAACAGUGUUUGAUGUAGGUUUUGAGUGACAUAGAAGUCAUGAAAGACUCCAAAGAGUUUAGCCAGAGUAACUGAGCAUUUACUGAGAUGAGGAAUACUAGGAGAUGAGCAGAUUUGGAGGCAUGGAGAGAAUCAAGGGUUUGAUUUUAGAUAUAAUAAAUUUGAGAGUUCCAUUAGAUGUCCAGAUGAAGAUGAUAAAUUGUUGCAUUUAUGAGACAAAUUAUAAAUUUAGAUAUCAUCAGCAUAUAGAUGGUAGUUAUAGCCAUAAUGAUGGAUUAAAUCAAGGAAAUUAAUGGAGGUUAAAAAAAGAAAAAAGUCCAAAAACUAAGCCUAAUUUAGUAAGGCUAAAUUACUUUUAGCAUGUGAGUAUUGAUAAUUUAAAUUAAAGCUAACUGAGAAGUAAACAGUGAGAUAGGAGAAAAAUAGGAGAGUAUAAUAAUAUUCCAUAAGCCAAGUAAAAAUGUGCUUCAAGAAGGAGGGUGAGAUCAACUCUGUCAAAUGUUGCUAAAUAAAGUGAGGAUUGAUAAUUGAUAUCAUAUUUGGUAAUGUGGAAGCUGUUAAUGACAUUUUUAAGAAUGGCUUCAGAGUAAUAGUGAGGAUAAAAGCCUGAUUAGAGUGGAAUCAGCAAAGAAUGGGAGGAGAAGAAAUGCAAACACCAAGAAUAAACAACUCUUGAUAUACAGUAGAGCAGAGAAAUGAGGGGAAUGUGAUGUCAAGGGAGAGUUUUUUAUUUUGUUUUUUAGGAUAAGAGAUAAAACAGCAUUUUGUAUGUUGGUAGGAAUGAUCCAGUAGAUGAGGAAACUGAUAAUGCAAGACAGAGUGGAAGGAGUAAAAUCCUUAAGGUAGGCUGAAGGGGACAGGAUCCAGAAGAGAAGUAGAAUUGGCCUUGAAUAAAAGAAGGGGCAGUUUAUCCACUGUACUGGGAAGGAAGGCAGAAUAUAAGGGUACAGAAAUACAUGGAGUGGAAGAAACACAUGGUGGGAGGGGAGGAAUUCCAUUAUUAAUUGCCUUUGUUUUCUUAGUGAAAUAAGAAACAGGGUUAUCAGCUAAGGCAGGGUAGGGUAUUAGAGGUUUAAGAAGAGGGGAGGUAUAUGAAACAGUUAUCUUGUAGAGUGGGAAAAUAUAAAUGGACUAGGGAAGUCUAGUAGGAUUGCCAAGGAGAUAGUUUUGUUGUGUAGAACUGCCAUGCAAACCAUAAGACAUCUGGUGUCUUUUGUCCCUGUCUAUUCUGUGCCAGCAACAGGAUGUCCCUUUUUCCCCAUCAUAGUGACAACCAACAAGUACUCUUACAGAUUUCCAGAAUGUUCCCUAGGGGAGAGUACUGCUCCCUUUAAGAACCUCUGCUAUAUUCCAAUGGCCCUUACAGUCAUGGAUAUACAAGAGUCUUAUUUUUGGUAAAAUAGAAUUUAUACAGGAUAAAUUUGUGAUAGAUUUACUAUUCUAAAUGCUUUACAUAGAUUAACUCAUUUAAUCUUUACUAACAACCUUGUGAUAGGUACUAUUAUUAUCCUAAUAAUACCAAAUCUUCUAUUUUAGUGGCUAUUAUUAUUAUUCUCACUAUAUAGAUGAGGAAGCUGAGUCUCUGUUCUUAACCACUAUUGAUAAUACUAUUUACAUAAUUGUACUUAUCUUUUCUUCAGUACUGUCUAAUUAUAUAGUUUGGUCUUGCAACUACUUAGUCAAUUAGAGAUUAAGGUUGUGGGACUUAAAAUUACUACACAGCUGAUAGAAUAUUUCUCACUCUAAAGCUCAUUGGGAAAGAUGGAUGGAUUUGAAUAUUUCAAAUCAAUUUACCUAUUCUAUUAUCAUGGAAACUCAGUGCAAAAUACUUUAGUCAGUUCUUAAGAAAAUCUAGCCAAAGUUAAAUUCUGUACACAUAUAGUUUUAUUUAUUGCUAGUGUUAAAAAAACAAAAAGGUGGAGCACAAAGUGGAGUCACUUGCCCCUAGGACAGCAAACCAAGACCUAAUUGCAGCCUCUCCUAGGAGUGGAAUUUUAAGUCAAUCAUUGGAAUUUUCUGAUCAGCAUUAGCGGGGUAAUCUGCCUGAUAAGACCCCUGCCACCCUUCCCCCAAAGAAAGGUGACCUUGACUGAAACAAUCCUUUCUUUUCUUUUGCUAAUAACUGUCUUAUCCUGCCCAGAUUCUGCCUAUUAAAGCCUUCCAUAUUGUACAGCUCCUUUUGUUGCAGGAAGGGGGACCCCUUCCAGGGCCUGAGAGUGGACUCUUCUCUAACACUCAGAAAUGAAUUGUCCGAGGAGACACAUGUGCUGACAAAGCAAGAGACUAUUGGGAAGGGGCACCUGGGUGGAGAGCAGGAGGGUAAGGGAACCCAGGAGGACUGCUCUGCCACUGGCUUUCAGUCUCGGGUUUGACGGUGAUGGGAUUAGUUUCCAGGUUGUCUCUGGCCAAUCAUUUUGACUCAGGGUCCUUCCUGGUGGCGCACACAUCACUCAGCCAAGAUGGAUUCCAGCGAGAAUUCUGGGAGGGUGCUAGGACAUAUGGACUGGUGUCUCCUCUCUCCUUUUGACCUUCCCUGAAUUACUCCGGUUGGUGGUAGCUUGUUAAUUCUGCAUUCCUUCCCAGGACCUCCUGUUUAAGGUAAUUCAUGCAAGUGGUUACUAUGGUGCCUGGCUAGGGCAUCGGUUUCAGUCAGUGUUUCCCCUAACACUCUGAGCACCUCUCCUGUUUACUAGAUGAAAUGCUAUCUGAUUCAUGCAUUAUUCAUAAAGCCAAUUAGAUCUUCAAAUAUACUUGGUUGUAUUUUGUUUUUUAACACUAGUGAUACUCUGCUGAGUUUUAAAUGCAUUAACCGCUGUUAAUGCCAAAAACUUGGCCUCUGUGCACUGGUGCCGAACUGAAUUUCAGAGACAGAGUUUUGGGUGAAGUAGAAAAGGAGAGCUUUAUUGCUUUGCCAGGGGGAUACAGCAGGCUCGUAGCCUCAAAACCCAGGGAGUUUGGUGAGGAAUUUUAUAGCAAUGGUUCAAGGGCAGGGUUGCUGAUAAGGAUCAGGGUAUGUGCAGGGCCUGUAUUCCUUUAAUCUGUCCUCAGGUGGUUUCCUGAUGAGCUUCUGUGGUUCUUGAGGUUAUCAAACUGUGACUUUCUCUCUGGAAUGAAGAAUGCUUCAAGUAGUUAACAUCUUCCAUUUGUUGGGAGUUUUAGUUCUGCAGAAGAGCUCAAAGAUAUUGUUAUGUGUAUCCCUUGAGGCAGAACCAGGACCCUGCCCCAAGGCUGCGCUAUUGUUUUUGGACUGUUCCUCCUUUGUCUGUCUCUGUGUCCCCUCCCUUCCCUGAUUAGCAACGGUUUGAACCUGCCCUUUGGAAUUCAGGGAAGGUCAUGGAGGCUGAAGCCUAUUUUCUACAAACAAUAAACGGGGAACACAGAAAGGCUUCUGUGCCCAGGAGCCACACAGGGUCCUGCUCGGUUUCACUGUCAAUACUCAUCAUGACUUGAGGCUCACUUGGGACUCUUAUAACUCAUGAGCCUCUGUGUUGGCUUAAUUUUGUCUUGGGCAGAAAGGACUGGCUCUUUUGGUUGCUGAGAACUAUAUUCGGUGUCCUUUGGAACCUGUGCUAGGACUGAUGCUUGAUAAAUGCUCAUCUGUGGGUUUUUUUCAAUUCUCUAAUGGUCAUUACUUACUGAUUAUACCUAAUGUUGAGGAAAAGGUGGCUGAAGAUGUCUUCUCAAUGCUUUUUUCUGUAGGACCUCCAUUUUUUUCUUUUCUAAUUUCACUGUUUUUUUCUAAUGGAAAGUAAGAAAAUUCAGAGCUAGGACAGCUACUAUUGAAAGAAACUUUGACUUGCUAUGGUUUUACUCUUUAACUACCUUCAUGGUCAUUUACAUGUGCAUUGCAUUAAUAACUGUGUACCACUUUGUAAAAUUUGACAUGAAGUAUUUUAAAUUGGGGUGUAGAACCUUGAUGUACAGGCUAGUUCUGGUCCUCAGCUUGUUUCACCCAUCACUAAAGUAGACAUUGGAUUGGUCUCCGAUUUAAAAGCAGACUUUUUAAGCUCUUUUAAAAUGCCAAGGAGUGUUGUUUAAAUGAAAUGUUAUAAAGAAACACAAAUAUGUCAAUCAGAUACAAAGAUAGUUUAUCUGAUUGAGGGUGAAUUGUUUCUGAGCUUUACCCAAUUACUUGCUCACCUCUUUCAUGGCUGCUCAUGCAAAAACUACAGAGCAGCCUUGGAUUAACUUUUAAGGAAAAUAAGUACAAGCUUAGGGCACCAAGGGAAGGGGAGCACCACAGAGUUUUUUGCCCCAGCUAUCAUGCCCUUAACCCUUUCACUGCCACACUUGACUAUAGUAGACUUUUUUGUUAUUGUCUUUAUCCGCCAUAUUCCAAUUUAAUCUACACUGUUAAAAAAAUCUUUCUUUGGUAUGGUGAAUGACUAAAGUUUUAAAGUUUGGUUUGAAGGUGUUGUCAGAUAUUUACAUUUAUUUCUAAUUCAUGGUGUGAGUUUCACUUCUGUAGAGAGUAAAAACCAGCAGGCUAAGUCCUGAUAGCAUUUAACUCAUCAGUUAAUAUGUGUAAAGGUGUAAAAUAAAGCUCUUUAUUUUAAGCAAUGGAAGGGCUGGGGGCAUCACUAUUGGACUGUGCUUAGGAUGUACAUUAGCCCUGCUCCAAAGAGUGCAAUCUUAAAGUCCACUGGUGCAGCAGAAAGAACAUAGAAAUUGGUAUGUGAGAAAUGUUAAAUAAGUGUUAGCUUCCUUUCUUGGAACAAGAAGAUCAGCCCCAAUACUGAUUUUCUUAAUGGUUAACUAUGUUGGCAAUUCCAUUCACAGUAAAGCCUCUACCACAGUAGUAUUUUGCUUUCAGACUCUGACAAAAGCUUCAAAACUCACAAAAAGUUACACAUGCACACAAUUUUGAACACAAUUUCAAGGAGUUCACAGACUUCAAGUUAAGAACUCCUGUUUUAGAUUAGAGCAGUAGAAGUGUUGUGAAUUAAUUAGCUAAUUCACAGUUUAUUAGGAAGUUGAAAGGAGUAUUAUUUAUCCCUCUUACUUUCAAAAAGAAAAGUAGUUUACAAAAUAUGGUCCUGUAUACUGUGCAAUAAGAUGAAAAAUGAGAAUUGAUAAAAUCAGUGAUUGGGUAACAAUUAAAAGUGGAAAAAAAAACCAAGAUGAAGUAGGAGUACAGGUAAGUACCUAGAGACAUGAUAAUAUUUUCAAAUUCCUGGCCCAAGCAAAGACCAAAAUACGACAAGAAUAUUUGACCUAUAGUAUUAGAAUCUCCUGAGACUUUUCCCUCUAUUUUUCUACUUUUGUAUGUUGUGCUACUUCUUUGUGCAACAUUUCUCUCUUGUCUUUUUCCUUUCCUGCUCUGUUUUUUUCUCUCUUCUCUCUUUUUCAUUGACUUUUUUCAUGUAACCCUUCAUCUAUCUUACUGUGCCUUCAGUUGAACCAUAAAGUGACACCAAUGUCUAAAUAUCUUAUUUUUAUUGUCACCUGUUUUUGCUUUUAAAAUCAAUUUAAUUUAAUUUUGCACUCCCUCCUAAUCCCCCAACCAGAUUUAUUUGCUUUUUCUAUCGAUGUGGUCCAUUACUGACAUUCUGAUUCAUGUUUUUCAACUGACUAAAUAUUUUCCACUCUUGCUUUAAAUUAUGCCCCUCAUUAUUAUAGUGGACUUUUAAUGCUAAAUCAGUAUUUCAAAUAAUAAUCUAUUAAUUUGCAUUAUUCCAGGGAGAAAAUUUGUAAUUAAAAGAAGACGUUGAUGUGAUGAAAAAUGGAAUUUUGGGUACUGUGCUGUGUUUACUUAUUAUAUACAGUUCAUACUUCAUAGAAACUGUUAUUUUAUUGCUUUUGAAUAAAUUUUAAGGUUUUUAAAGAAAGUUCUUUCUUCUAAAGCUUACUUAUACUUUUUGUGAAAAUUAAUUCACUUUAUUUAUUGUUUUGGUUUAAACUUGCUACUUUCCUUUUCUUUAUUUUUUAUGUAGAAAUCAUUGUUAAAAUGCAUAAUAAGUACAUUCAGACUACCAUAUUAUUUGCUUAUUUUUCUAGUGAUACUUUAUUUUUAAAACAAGUAAUAUGAAUUUAGAGCUCAUUCUGCCACUGGUUCAUAAUUGUACUAAUAAUGGCUAGCUUUUGUUGAAUGUUUACCAUUUAUCAAGCACUAUUUUAGGCAUUUUAUAUUUGAUAACUCAUUUAAUCCACAUGACAGUCUUGUACAUGCCUUAAUUUUAAAAUGCUUUAUUGCUAGUGCAGUUCCAGACCACUGCAAUAAAGCAAAUACACAGUAAACAAAUCAAGCAUAAUCAAAGUUAUGUUUAUAUAACUAUGUAUGUUAGUCUGUGUAGCAUUAUGUCUAAAAAAAAUCAAUGUACAUGCCUUAAUUUUAAAAUGCUUUAUUGCUAACAAAUACUAAGCAUUAUCUGAGCCUUCAGCAUUCAUAUUCUUUUUUCUGGUGGAGGAUCUUUCCUCUGUCUUGGUGGUGGCUGAGGCUGGGGUGUCUGUGGCAAUUUAUUAACAUAAGACAACAAUGAAGAUUGCCGCACAGAUGGACCCUUCCUUUAACAAACAAUUCCCUGUAGCAUGCAGUGCUGUUUGACAGCAUUUUACCCACAGUAGGACUUCUUUCAGAAUUGGAGUCAAUCCUCUCAAAUCCUGCUUUAUCACCUAAGUUGAUAUAAUAUUCUAAAUCUUUUGUUGUCACUUCAACAGUCUUUACAGCAUCUUCACGAGGAGUAGAUUCCAUCCCAAGGAACCACUCUCUUUGCUCAUCCAUAAGAAGUAACCCCUCAUUCAUUCAAGUUUUAUCAUGAGAUUGUGACAAUUCAGUCAAAACUUCAGGCUCCACUUCUGAUUCUAGUUCUCUUGCUGCUUCCUCCACUAAAGUCUUAAACCCCUCCAAGUCAUCCAGGAGGUUUGGGAUUAACUUCUUCCAAAUUCCUAUGAGUGUUAAUAGUUUGACUUCCCAUGAAUCACAGAUGUUCUUAAUGGUAUUUAGCAUGGUGAAUCCUUUCCAGCAGGUUUUCAGUUUACUUUGCACAGAUCAAAUCAGAGGAAUCACUCACUAUUGCAGCUAUAGCCUUACAAUUUAUUUCUCAAAUAAUAACACUUGAAAGUGGAAAUUGCUCCUUGGUCCAUGGGCUGCAGAAGGGAUGUUGUGUUAAGCAGGCAUGAGGACAACAUUAAUCUCAUUGUACAUCUCCAUCCAAGCUCUUGGUGACCAGGUGUGUUGUAAAUGAGCAGUAAUAUUUUGAAAGGAAUCUUUUCUUCUGAGCAGUAGGUCUCAACAGUGGGAUUCAAAUAUUCAGUAAACCAUGUUGUAGACAGAUUUACUGUCAUCCAGGAUUUAUUGUUGCAUUUACAGAGUGCAGGCAGAGUAGAUUUAGCAUAAUUCUUAAGUGCCAUAGGAUUUUCAGAAUGGUAAAUGAGCAUUGGCUUCAACUUCAAGUCACCAGCUAUGUUAGCCCCUGACAAGAAAGUCAGCCUGUCUUUGAAGCUUUGAAACCAGGUAUUGACUUCUCCUCUCUAGCUAUGAAAGUCCUGAUGGCAUCUUCUUCCAAUAGAAGGCUGUUUAGUCUACGCUGAAAGUCUAUUGUUUAGUGUAGCCACCUUCAUUAAUUAUCUUAGCUAGAUCUUCUGGAUAACUUGCAGCUUCUGCAUCAGCUCUUGCUGCUUCACCUUGUACUUUGAUGUUGGGAGAUGGUGUCUUUCCUUAAACCUCAUGAACCAGCCUCUGCUAGCUUCAUACUUUUCUUCUGCAGCUUCCUCACCUCUCAGCCUCCACCGAAUUGAAGAGAAUUAGGGCCUUGAUUAUGCUUUGGCUUAAGGGACUGUUGUGACUGUUUUUAUCUUCUAUUCAAAUCACUAAAACCUUUUUCAUAUCAACAAUAAGCAACAUAAAGUACCUAGGAAAAAAUUUAAUGUAAGACAUGAAGACCUGUAUAUUAAAAAGUUCAAAACACUGCCAAGACAAAGAUUUAAAGAGAUAGAGAGGGCUUCCCUGGUGGCACAGUGGUUGGGAGUCUGCCUGCUGAUGCGGGUUCGUGCCCUGGUCCGGGUGGAUCCCAUGUGCCACGGGGCAGCUGGGCCCGUGAGCCAUGGCCGCUGGGCCUGCGCAUCCGGAGCCUGUGCUCCACAGUGGGAGAGGCCACAGCAGUGAGAGGCCCGCGUACUGCAAAAAAAAAAUAAAAUAAAAAAAUAAAGAGAUAGAGAAUAUAUAACACAUUCAUGAUGUUCAAUAUUGCUAAGAUGUCAGUUCUGUCUCAAAUUGAUGUAUAGAUUCAAUGCAGACCCAAACAAAAUUCCAAUAGAUUUUUUUAAAGACUUCAACAAGCUGAUUCUAACAGUUAAGUGGAAAUGUCAAGGACCUAGAGUAGACAGAUAAUCUUGAAAAAGAACAAAGUUGGAGGACUUACACUAUACUACCUGAUUUUAAGAAUUAUUAUAAAGUUAAAAUUCAAUAGAACUAAAAAGAAUUCAUAAAUAUAUCAGUGGAACAUAGCAAAUUAUGUAUUUAUAUAUUUAUAUGAUUUAAUAUAUAUUUAUAUAUAUAUAUAAUAUGUAAAGGUAUAUAUUUAACUGAUUUUCAGCAAGGCACCAAAGUAAUUCAAUGUUGAAAGGAAAGCCCUCAACAAAUAAUGAUGGAACUGUUGGAGAAACUUAAGGGGGAAAAAAAUAGUCUAAUUUCUACCUCAUAUUAUAUUUUAAAAUUAAGUCAGGGUGGAUUAUAAACCUAAAUGUAAAAGCUAAAACUUUAAAGAUUCUGGAAGAAACAUAGGAGAAUAACUUCAUGACUUUGGAGUAUGUAGAGAUUUCUUAGGACCCAAAAAGCACUAGUUAUAAAAGUAAAUAAGUGACUUGAUCAAAAUGAAAAGCUUCUCUUAAAUCUCUCAGCAUUAAGAAAAUGAAAAUGCAUGCUACAGAGAGAGAGCUAUAAAUAUAUGAGACAGAAAACCUGCAUUCAAAAUUUGUAAAACAACUCACUAUAAAUUAAAAAAAAUUUGUAAUCCCAAUUUAAAAAUUGGUAAGGGGACUUCCCUGGCUGUCCAGUGGUUAAGACUCCAUGCUCCCAAUGAAGGGGGCCUGGGUUCAAUCCCUGGUUGGGGAACUAAGAUCCUGCAUGCUGCACAGCAUGGCCAAAAAACAAAAAAAAAGGUAAAAGACUUAAACAGAUACUUCACAGAAUAAUAUAUGUGAGUGGUCAUGUGCACAUUUAAAAGUGUUCAACAUCUUUAGUCAUUAAGAAAAUAAAAAUAAAACCACAAUAGGCUACCCGUGAGAAUAGCUAAUAUUAACAAAUAAACAAAAAAAAGAAUAGCUAAUAUUAAAAUAACUGGUAACACCAAAUGAUGUGGAACAUCUAGAAUCACUUUGGAAAAUUCUUUGGCAGUUCCUUUUAAUUUCUACAUACAGCUAUUAUAUGAUCCAGCAAUACCACUCCUAGGUAUUUAGCCAAAAGAAAUGAAAAUAUACAUCCACCAAAAAACUUGUACAUUAAUGUUUAUAGUACCAUAUCUCAUUUAUAGCCAAAAACUAGAAAAACUCAAAUGUCCAUGAGUAUAAGAAUGAAUAGGCAACUUGAUACAUUCAUACAGUUAAGUACUAUAAAAAAGAAUAAACUGUUAUACAGAAUAAGUGGAUACAUAUCAAAAAUAUGCUGAAUGAAAAAAGCUAUACAUAAAAAUACUAUAUGACUCCAUUUAUAUGAAUUUUAAGAACAAACAAAACUGAUAUAUAAUAGAAAUCAAAACAGUGCUUGUCUCUCAAGGGUGGGGAAUUGAAUAGAAAAGGGACAGGAGGGACUUCCCUGGUGGCACAGUGGUUAAGAAUCUGCCUGCCAAUGUAGGGGACCCUGGUUCCAUCCCUGGUCUGGGAAGAUCCCACAUGCCGCGGAGCAGCUAAGCCCAUGUGCCACAACCACUGAGCUUGCACUCUAGAGCCUGCGAGCCACAACUACUGAGCCUGCAUGCCACAACUACUGAAGCCCGCACUCCUAGAGCCUGUGCUCCACAACAAGAGAAGCCGCUGCAAUGAGAAGCCCACACAUCACAACAAAGAGUAGCCCCCAUUCGCCACAACUAGAGAAAGCCCGCAUGCAGCAACGAAGACCCAAUGCAGACAAAAAUAAAUAAAUAAAUUUAUUUAAAAAAAAGAAGAGGAAGAGAUACCAGGAGUACACACAAACAGAAAAAAGGCCAUCUGAGGAUACUGCACAAAGAUAGCCAUCUGGACUUCCAGCCUCCAGAAUUAAAUAAAUUCUGUUCUCCAGAAUAGAAAUAAAUUUCUAUUGUUUAAACCACCAAGUCUGUGGUAUUUUUUUUUGGCAGCCUUAAUUAAUAUGACAGCUGAAUAAUACAGAUGGAAAUGGGAGUGACUACUAUUAGAUACAGGGUUUCUUUUUGGAGUAAUGAAAUGUUCUAAAAGCGAUUGUGGUGAUCGUAUAAUUCUGUGGAUGCUAUAAACCAUUUAAUUAUAUACUUUAAAUGGGUGAAUUUUAUGGGCUAUGAAUUAUGUCUCAAUAAAGUGUUUUUUAAAAAGCAGUCAGAGAAAUUCAUCAUAUUAACAAAGUAAAAAUUUUGAAAACAUCAUCAAUAGAUGCUGAAAAAGCUUUUGACAAAAUCCAACAUCCAUUCUUUUUUUUGUUGUUUUUGGGCUGCAUUGGGUCUUUGUUGCUGUGCGCGGACUUUCUGUAGUUGCGGCGAGUGGGGGCUACUUUUUGUUGUGGUGGGGGGGCUUCUCGUUGCGGUGGCUUCUCAUUGUGGAGCACGGGCUCUAGGCACGCAGGCUUCAGUAGUUGUGGCUUGUGGGCUCUAGAGCGCAGGCUCAGUAGUUGUGGUGCACGGGCUUCGCUUCUCCGUAGCAUGUGGGAUCUUCCCGGACCAGGGCUCGAGCCCGUGUCGCCUGCAUUGGCAGGCAGAUUCUUAACCACUGUGCCACCAGGGAAGUCCCCAACAUCCAUUCUUGAUUAGAAAAAAACUCUAGGAGAAAAUAUUUUCAAAUCAUAUAUUUGACAAGAGAUUAAUAUCCAGAAUAUAGAAAGAACUCUUAAAACCCAACAACAGGGCUUCCCUGGUGGCUCAGUGGUUGAGAGUCCGCCUGCCGAUGCAGGGGACACGGGUUCGUGCCCGUUCCGGGAAGAUCCCAUAUGCCGUGGAGCGUCUGGGCCCGUGAGCCAUGGCCGCUGAGCCUGCGCAUCUGUAGCCUGUGCUCCGUAACGGGAGAGGCCACAACAGUGAGAGGCCCGCGUACCACAAAAAAAAAAACAAAAAAAAAAACUCAACAACAGCAACAA
Orcinus orca (killer whale) is the source of this 18152-nucleotide messenger RNA. RefSeq names its product coiled-coil domain containing 18 (gene CCDC18). The record is from RefSeq and is a predicted model, not a curated record. Lineage: Eukaryota; Metazoa; Chordata; Mammalia; Artiodactyla; Delphinidae. The transcript is spliced from 31 exons. Bases 728 to 5215 code for a protein of 1495 amino acids.